Dibothriocephalus latus is the source of this 684-nucleotide messenger RNA. NCBI's taxonomy places the organism in Eukaryota, Metazoa, Platyhelminthes, Cestoda, Diphyllobothriidea, Diphyllobothriidae. The record is from the annotation of a GenBank genome assembly.
AUGAUACCACAAUUAAUACUCCCCCUAUCUACUUCCACUCUACUAGAAAAACGCGAAGAUGCGCAGGCCGAUGACCUGCCUUCAGUUGGUGGAUCCCCCUCAAAGGAAGGCGUCUCCAAAUAUCCGCUCCCACCAAACCCCGUAACUGACAAUGACCAGCUGAAUGCUGAAAACACAAUGACUGAUCCGGUCCAACCGUCCUCCCACAAUGGCCCUACUGACCCAGCUGCACAAGAUGCGGUUGUCGCCUCAUCCGAUUCUCUGGAAAACUCGACACCGGAAAAACUUGGGAAAACGCUGACUCCCAGGAAUGUGCUUAAACCUCCUCCUCCAUCUCCUGUUUCGCGAACUCAAACCUGCACUCAGUGUUACGAUUAUUAUCGCGCAAUAGGCUACACGGAGGUGGAGACCCGAGAGCGCAUAGGCCGCACUGGCCAUAAACACAGCCACUUGAAAGACGUGACUCCAUCGACACCCAAGGGCUUUUGGAACCUAACACUGUCCUCCCAACCGAACACUGAGAAAGCGUCGCCCGCUGGUGAUGAAAAUGCUGCACUUCCGGCUGCGAGAGAAAAGAAACCGGACGGAGAGCAAGGACGCUAUUCUAGGAGCCUGCGCCGUCGGCGACCCCUUCACUUUCCUGGAGAGGAGGCGAAGCCUGCACCAAGCCGCCGAUCACGCUAA